UAUUUCAAUAAACACAAUUGCAAUCGACUAUAGUGUCACGGGAAAACAACACACCUUUAUAAUGGUACACAUCCGAAUGAUUUUAACGUUAUCCAUUGCGAUUUUGGCGGUCGACAAUGUGUUAGUAGAAGCUGGAAAAGGAACGAGAAAUCGGGAAGCGAAUUUGUCAAUUCGUGCUGCAGAACACAAGGAAACGUUAAGAUCAAAACAAGAUAAGUUAGAAGAAAAAUUUGGUUCAAUGACACAACCGGUCAAGGAACAAUUGGCCGAAAUUAGUAACAUUAUAAUCGACCAUAUCUUGAAACAUAAAUCAUUCGAAAAGUAUUUGAAAAAUGUGUUUUCGAUAUUACAAAAAUAUGCAGAGGGACAAAUUACCACAAGAUAUGAAAAACUCAAUAAAAUUUAUACAAAAUGGGAAAAGAAAAAUUUUCCAGACAAGGAAAAGAAAGCUAAUGCAUUGAAAAUACUGAAGAAGCAAGAAAAGGAAAAUAAARGUUCACAAAAAAAAAAUAAAAAUAAUGAAAAGAAGCAAUCUCUAAAGCUCAAACUCUAAAGCAAACAUUAUUGAUAAGAAACUAACAGAUAAAAAUGGAGGUCAAAAGAAAAUCAGAUAAACUAGAUACCCAAAUAUUAACGAAAUAUUUAUAACUGCUUAUACAUUUCUAAAUGAUCUAAGUUGGUUUACAAUAAUAAUUAAUUUUUUUGUGUAAAACAAAAAUUAUUAAAAAUCAGUUUAAGAUAAAUCAGAUAAAUUUCGGCUUUAUUUAAGGUUAUACAUAACAACCUAAUAAAAUGUAUUAAAAUUAUUAUUAUGCAUCUAUAUUUAUAAUAAACAAAUUUAUAUAAUA
Diuraphis noxia (Russian wheat aphid) is the source of this 848-nucleotide messenger RNA. RefSeq lists its product as uncharacterized. The record is from RefSeq and is a predicted model, not a curated record. Lineage: Eukaryota; Metazoa; Arthropoda; Insecta; Hemiptera; Aphididae.